Molecule: messenger RNA, 1974 nt
Organism: Fonsecaea pedrosoi CBS 271.37
Lineage: Eukaryota; Fungi; Ascomycota; Eurotiomycetes; Chaetothyriales; Herpotrichiellaceae
Exons: 1
Coding region: 1-1974 (657 amino acids)
Biological process (GO): SRP-dependent cotranslational protein targeting to membrane
Cellular component (GO): endoplasmic reticulum membrane; signal recognition particle receptor complex
Molecular function (GO): GTPase activity; signal recognition particle binding; ATP hydrolysis activity
Source: RefSeq, a predicted model, not a curated record
AUGUUGGACGCCUUUGAGAUCCUGACGACCUCUGGUGUUGUCUUAUGGUCGAGAUCCUCCUCGAAAAUUGGCGCAGCCGCGGUCAACAGUUUGAUCAACGAUGUCUUCAUCGAAGAGAAAGUCCGCCCGACCGCCACCAGCUCCAACAAUCCCACGUACAGACACGACAAGUACACCUUAAAAUACACACUGGUCAAGGACCUGGGUUUGAUCUUUGUGGCCGUCUACCAGUCCCUCCUUCAUCUUACCUGGGUGGACAAAUUACUCGACGACAUUCAGACCAUCUUUGUCGAAGUCUAUAGGGGCCAGCUAGAGGAGCUCGAUUAUGCUGCUCUGAAAUAUCCCUUCGAUCCGUAUUUUGACGAAGAGAUGCGUCGGUUGGAUGAAAGCAUGGGCGGGGCUAUCACCAGGGAGCCAAGCCACGUUGAAUUGCCGCUGGAAGGAAAGAAAACAAGUGCUGAAGGGGGGGACACUGGAGGACCACCACCGCCAGAAACACCGUCGUCUGCCCAGGCACAGCGCAAAGCUGUGCCAGUGACCAACGCAGACUCUCUCCAGAACACUCCCGUCCACUCUCCCGAUACAUCCCGUCCAACCACUCCUCUUCCCGGCAUUGCGCCACACCUCUUGACGGAAAACGGCAGACCGCAGAGUCGAGGCUCUCGUAGAGCAAGGAAGGCCGCGCACGUUACUGCUUCUGCAAAUGUUUCGAGUGGAGACGAAGCUCGAAAAUCCAAACCCACCAAAACCAGCGCGAAGAAGGGUCGAGUUUGGGGUCCUGACGGGAUUGCCGAUGUGGAAGAUGAUGUGAAGCUCGACUACUCGGCUGCUGAUGCUGGCACCAAUGGCAACGCAGGGAUGAGGUCUCCGCUACCUGAAACCAUUUCACAAGAGAGUUGGGGCACGAAGAAUAAACAAGGCCAAUUUGUGCUUAAAGAUCUGGGGGAUGAAGUGAACAAUAUCCUCAAAUUGGCAGACGCCAACAAGAGCGAGAUCAACGGGUCUGGAAAAUCGACCUUUGGAGCAAUUUCGGGAUAUUUCAGGAAUAUCGUGGGCGGGAAGACAUUGACUAAAGAAGAUCUUGAGAAACCUCUGAGGUCGAUGGAAGAACACCUGAUCAACAAGAACGUCGCUCGCGACGCAGCUAUUCGAUUGUGUCAAGGGGUGGAGGCUGAAAUGGUAGGGAAGAAGACGGGAGCAUUCGAGUCAAUCGAUGCUGCGUUACGACCCGCGUUGGAAAACUCACUCAGGAAGAUCCUCACGCCACGAUCGUCAUUGGACCUGCUCCAACAGAUCGAGUCGGUCGCGAAUCCCACGGGGGUAAAGGCUCAACCCCGUCCAUUCGUCAUCACCAUCCUGGGGGUGAAUGGCGUUGGGAAAUCCACCAAUCUGUCCAAACUCUGCUACUUUCUCCUGCAAAACAACUAUCGCGUCUUGAUUGCCGCAGGUGACACAUUUAGGUCCGGUGCCGUGGAACAGCUGAACGUCCAUGUGCGCAAUUUGAGGGAGCUCACCGCCCGCGAAGGACUCGGCGCAGUCAGCAUCUAUGAACGAGGCUAUGGCAAAGAUGCGGCAAAUGUGGCCAGAGAUGCGGUAACUUUCGCCAAAGAAAACGACUACCAAGUCGUGCUUAUCGACACCGCCGGGCGAGCCCAUACCAACACACAACUCAUGGCGGCGCUGGAGAAACUGGUGGACUUUGCGAAACCUGACUUGAUCCUCCAAGUUGCGGAGGCAUUGGUCGGCAAUGACUCGGUAGGCCAGGCGCAGAAUUUCACCCGGGCGCUAGGUAAGAACCGCAAGCUCGAUGGGUUCAUCGUCUCCAAGGUUGACACGGUUGGAUCUGGGAUCGGGACAAUGAUCAGCCUUGUGCAUGCGACUUCGGUGCCAGUUCAGUUUAUUGGCGUGGGUCAGCAUUACGGGGAUUUGCGCCAGUUGUCAGUCCCAUGGGCGGUGAAUAUGCUGAUGAACUAG